AUGUCCUCCGCCAAAAGAGCUUCCAUGCUCCCUCCACCUCCUAAACCACCGAUUUCAUUCUCAAACAAUAUCACCAUCGCAGACCAUGCCUCUCUCAUUGGCACAAAUCUCAUAACCAUUCGAGGACAUACCAUUCUUCAUCCACGUACCAAAUUGAAUAGCAGCUUUGCUCCCAUUACAAUCGGUACACAAUGUGUUAUUGGUGAACGUAGUUCAAUUGGCAUGUUGAAUUUUCCAUCGGAAGAACAAGCUCAAGGUGUUACAUUGGAGAACGGUGUUAUAGUAGAAACUGGAGCUGUUGUUGAAGCAAAAUUCGUGGGACAAGGAACUCUCAUUGAGAUUAAUGCAAAAGUGGGAAGAGGGGCUGUCAUAGGAAAGCAUUGCAAGAUUGGACCAAUGUGCGAGGUUGAAGAAGAUGAGGUUAUUCCAGAUUAUACAGUGUUAUAUGGAAAUGGUUUACGUAGAAUAGAUAAAAGUGGUGUGGAAGGUCUCAAAAUGAAGAUGAUCGGUCGACAUGUAGAUGUGCUUAGAAGGCUUGUUCCUAGCAAUUUAUCCAAAUAUCAAUGA
Messenger RNA from Botrytis byssoidea, 567 nucleotides. RefSeq lists its product as uncharacterized. Gene Ontology annotation, biological process: mitotic spindle organization. The record is from RefSeq and is a predicted model, not a curated record. Gene Ontology annotation, molecular function: dynein complex binding. The coding region runs from base 1 to 567 and encodes 188 amino acids. Lineage: Eukaryota; Fungi; Ascomycota; Leotiomycetes; Helotiales; Sclerotiniaceae. The transcript has 2 exons. Gene Ontology annotation, cellular component: dynactin complex.